Molecule: messenger RNA, 975 nt
Organism: Trypanosoma rangeli
Lineage: Eukaryota; Euglenozoa; Kinetoplastea; Trypanosomatida; Trypanosomatidae
Product: ribonuclease H
Exons: 1
Coding region: 1-975 (324 amino acids)
Biological process (GO): DNA replication, removal of RNA primer; mismatch repair
Cellular component (GO): ribonuclease H2 complex
Molecular function (GO): RNA binding; RNA-DNA hybrid ribonuclease activity
Source: RefSeq, a predicted model, not a curated record
AUGGCUGAACCACGUUCUGCUAGCAGUAAGACUCUUAGUGGGGCGAAGCGAAAUGGUACUAGCAUUGAGUUUGAUGUUGCAGAAUUCAUGCAAGCUAUGGACUGCACAGAGAAACAUACGGUAUUAGGCAUAGAUGAGGCAGGAAGAGGUCCUGUUAUUGGCCCCAUGGUAUACACAGGAGCCAUGAUUGCCCUUCACGAGCAUGAUCGUCUCGUAGAAUACUGUGGGGUAAAUGACAGCAAAGUGCUUGGGGAGAACCAGCGGAAGGCUGUGCUUCGUAAGCUUAAGGAGCUGAAGACCUUCAGGACCUUCACUGUUGUUGUCACACCCGAUGAAAUUGCCGCAGCUAUGACAGGCAUUCACGGCACGAAUCUGAACACUCUUAGCCAUAGUACAGCCAUGAAUAUCAUCUCCAAGGCAACUCUAGAAGCCACAGGAAUGCUGUGUGGUGCCUACAUUGACACUGUGGGUCCACCAGAGCCUUACCAGCAACGCCUUUCCGGACGUUUUCCGCAUUUGCGCAUAACAGUUGCAAAAAAGGCGGAAACAAAGUUCCCUAUUGUGGCAGCCGCCUCUAUAGUGGCGAAGGUGGAACGUGACAGUCACAUCGAACGACUCGGCAUUGACGUUGGCAGUGGAUACCCAAGCGACCCCAAGGUGAUGUCUUGGGUGCGGUCCCACGUUCACCGCUUUUUUGUACUGCCCCAUAAAUUUGACUUUGUUCGGCUGAGUUGGGGUCCCGUCGUUGAGCUUGCCAAAAACCCAGACGUCUGUGUCCCCAUAGUCUUUGAGGAGGACACCAAGAGUAAAGCAGAAAAGAAGCGUGCUGCAACUGGUGGAACUAGCGAUGGUAAAAAGCAGCGUCUUUUGAGCUUUGUUAAACCACCACCGCGCCGACACACGGUGUACACGCACCUGCUGAGGCUGAGGACGGUGGCGACCAUCCAGGAUACUCGGCACCCCCCACUGGUGUAA